GGGAACAAUGUUGUAAGGUUCUGCUCUUAGGCAUUUGAGGUAUGAAUCAUAUUUCUCACAAGUAAUGAUGAACAGGCAACAGUUGUCACAUUUCUUGCGAUAUUUUCUUCUUUGAAAUACUCAGCCCAAGCCUACACAAUCCUCACAAAAGCAUCGUCCAUUGCAUCAAAGUUGGUGAAGACAAAAGGCGGAAUGUGCUCGGGGCGGUGUGUCCGCAAGACAGCAGAGGGGCUGAGUUAAACUCACACUGGACACUCCUACCGACAGCAAUUUACAGCUCUGAUACACGCUUAAAUCCUACAUUUACAACGGAAACAGCCAACGUAUUAAUGAAACUAAUCUAUCUGCAAUACUGAUAGAUCUUUUCUCAGACAGAUGCUGAGUAUUUGGACCCUCCUUGCAACUGCUGUUUGUGCAGUGUCAGUCUCUGCAAUAUCUCAGAGGCUUGUAAUCCACGGCCAUCAGUUUACUCUGGAUCUUCCUGAGAGGACAAAGAGGUUGGAGUUUGUUAGUGCUGAUGAGCAUGAAGAACCUACUAUCUGGGAACACAAAAGCUUUUCUUUCCGGCCAAGUAAACCCAGUAAAGGUGAAGUGAGCAGCGCCACAAAGGGCUGGACGUUCAGAAUCAGACAUGUUACGUUUGACGAUCAGGGAAGCUACACCCUGUACAAUCACUUUGGUUCAACUAUCUCCAGUUAUAUAGUGAAGGUCCAGACCAGAAGAAGAGUCAUUGAUCGUAUCGCAGGUGAAACUCUGAGCAUAUCUCUGGCAGGACUCAAGCAGAGUGAUGCCACACUUCACUUUUACAGGAAUUAUUCAUCUGUCACUCUGGUGGAGAAUGGAGUUCCUGUGGGACGGAACCACCCAGACUACAUCAACCGGCUUAAAGUGAACCGCGAAACCAUUCAGAUUCUCCAUGUAAAUGUAUCAGAUUUAGGCAGAUACGAGCUCACCGAUUUCAAAAGAAGACUCGUCUCAAACAAUACAAUGAUACUAGUUGAUAAACAUGACUUUGCGCCUAAUAAAGGUCUCCUAGCUCUGCUGCUGCUUGGGAUUCCUGGAGGAAUCUGCUUCUGCUGCAGAAAGAGAAUCUGCAAAAGCUGCCGGACAUCUAAAUCACACACACAAACAGAGCAGUCCAACACCGAACCAGUGUCUACACCUUGCAGCAACACUGUGACUGCUCCUGUUGGUCCUGUAGACCCUGGCCAGGGCUACUUCGCUGGUUAUCCGCCUCAUCCAGAUCAAGGUCAGAUUCAUUAUCCUUAUCCACCAGAGUCGAGUGGACAACCUGCUGUUCCUCCUAACCCUGGCUUUUAUCCUGUGUAUGUGCCUCAAAACCCUGUCUAUCCUCCUGACUUUGGACCUGGACUUCCCCCUGCUCAGCCGCCCCAGUGGAAUGCCCCUCCACCCCAGUAUAACCCUUCUGCACCUGUGAACUAUACGCCAGUAAUGAACAGAGCUCCUCCUGGGCCUGAACCCACAGGGAUGAAUAUGAAUGAAUUGCCGCCAACUGCCCCACUGCUCACACCUCAGCCUGCGUCGCAGCCAGCUGUUAUGAGCAGCAUUUCCACGGAUGUCCUUAACUCCAGUGACUCUGGUGUCCAGUUUGACAUAAACAAAGGAAAGUCUUCUGGCAGCAACUUCCUGUAGUUGCUCCAAAAUCCUGAAUUAUCACUUCAAGGGAUAUAGAAACAAACACUUAGCUGUUCAUUAGAUUCAUACAAAAUCCAAGCCUUAAAAAGAAGAAUAAUAAUUUUGGCCUGAGAACUAAUAGGACCUUAAUUAAAACUACUACUUCAAUAGUUUAUGAUGAGACAUGUUCUUUCAGGACUCAAUCUAGGUUAAGUGCAAUAGAAGCAUAUUACAAUUUCUUUUUUAUAUGAAAUAUAUUACGUACUGUACCUCAAAUCCCUGUUAACACUCUUUUCCAAUGAAAAAAAAAAAAAAGUGUCUUUUUUUCUUACUUCUUAAUGUCACUCUCUUUCUGCUCUUUAGUAGCAGUAGAAAAUGCUGUUGAAUCAUACCAAUGAAAAAAAAAUCUUACCUCCAUAUUUUCACCAAAAUGUUUUCAUAUUAAAGGACACCUAUUAUGCAAAAUCCACUUUUACAUGGUGUUUGGACAUAAAUGUGUGUUGGCAGUGUGUGAACCACCCUAUUAUGAUAAAAAAUUCACCCGCUCCUUAUUUUUUUAAUCCCCAUUAAACCAAAUCAGUCUCACUAGGCCUGCACUUUUGAUUCUCUAAGCCAUAUGACAUCACAUUGCUUUGACCCCGCCCACGGCAGCUGACUGACAGCCUUGCAUAGUUUUUUUUAGCGGUUGUACGCUGUCCUCCAUUUUUUCCGUGUUUGAGCAGCUGUAACGUCAACAAUGUCUCGUAAAGCAAUCCUGGAGUUUUGUGUUUGGAUGUAAGACUGAACAUAAGAGCCUUCAUUUUCUCCCAACAUCUGAGCUGCUGAGGACGCAGUGGAUUACUUCUAUUUUUGAAAAUCUAGCUAAAUACGUUUGUUUGCACAGGUCAUUUCUCUCCAGACUGCUUUGAGAAUGUCAUGUCCUUAUAGUGCUUAGCGUUUUAACCAUAUUUGUGUGCGUACGUUAUAGAAGUAUUUUAAUUGAUCAGCGCUGCGCUCCAGAUGUAUAUGUUACGCCCUCUUCUGAAGACGGGGUGGGAAUAUGCAGCUCAUUUGCAUUUAAAGUGAUGCACACCAAAACAGCUAUUUUGUAGUUACGCCCCAAAAAUGACAUUUUCCAGAUGUUUUAAUAAAUGAUCUGUGGGGUAUUUUGAGCUGAAAUGUCACAUUCUGGGGACACCCAAGACGAAUAUUACAUCUUGUAAAUAUGGGCAUAAUAGGUGCCCUUUUAAAGUCACAUGAUAUUUGGACAAAGGAAUAAGGAUUCACCCUCUGAAUGGGCUUUCAGCAACGCCCAUUGUUGACAGACGUGUAUAUUGAAGUAAAAACGCCAAUCAAUAUCCGUAAACAUACACUAGUUAUGGGCUUUCUUGAAGUUCUGUUUUAAGGUGACGCUGAGCCACCAUUUUCACUUUAUCUAAUACUUCCGUCAGUCAGGUUAAAUGUGGCUAUAUUCUAUACUUUUGUGUAGAACUACACGUAAUAAGCCAUUAUUUUAUUAUUGUACAUUGUGUUGUGUACAGUAGAUGUCCAUAUACUAUUGACAGUAGUGUAUUUACUUUUUUGUCAAUUUGUAUGUAUAUGCAGUCUCCAGAGAGGUGUAGAGUUGUGCAACAACAAAAACCUGUAACCUGACAAAACUAAAAUAUACAAUGUUAUUUUUAUUUACCUGCUUAAACAGCAUCAUGUAAAGCCCAGGAAUCUGACACGUGUGAAAACAUUACAGGAUUUAUGGCUAAUAUAGUUAAAUACAUAUAAUGCAUGUUACUAUUAAUGCAUGUAAGUGAAUUUAAAUGUAUUAACAGUGUUUCAGGGAAUUUUCUCAACUAUCAUGCCAGUAGCUGCAUUUCUUUAGGGCAUUUUCAUAGUGCUGUUAGUUAGCUGCAAUAAAACAAAUGCUGCAAACAAAACAUUUAUACUUGAAUCUUGAUCAUAUGUGUAAAAUAUUAGUGACAUUUUAUAUUAUGAUUCAUGUUGUAGUUGAACAUAGAUGCCUUAUUUUAACUGCCCUUCAUAUCUCAAUGGAUAUCGAGACAAUAAAAAGGCCUACCAUUGUUCUUUAAUAAGAUAAAAUACUGCUACCAAUUUCUGCACCAGAAUUGCAUUUACUGUUCAUAUUUUAUAUUCUCAUGUUUUUUUUUAAAUUAUUUUGUCUGAUAUAUAGUGCUAACUGGCAACUUCAUUUCCCUUGUAACAUAUUGCACUAUGAACAGAUUAAAUGUAAUUUGUUGUUACACUUUGAACUAUAAUUAGAAGAA
Molecule: messenger RNA, 3890 nt
Organism: Onychostoma macrolepis
Lineage: Eukaryota; Metazoa; Chordata; Actinopteri; Cypriniformes; Cyprinidae
Exons: 9
Coding region: 376-1653 (425 amino acids)
Source: RefSeq, a predicted model, not a curated record